Molecule: messenger RNA, 1374 nt
Organism: Chenopodium quinoa (quinoa)
Lineage: Eukaryota; Viridiplantae; Streptophyta; Magnoliopsida; Caryophyllales; Amaranthaceae
Exons: 6
Coding region: 1-1374 (457 amino acids)
Source: RefSeq, a predicted model, not a curated record
AUGGAAGUGCCAGCCGAUGAGGUUGUUCUUGAUGGGGAACAGAGGGAUUUGGAAGAGAGUGGUUCCGAUGAAGAGGCUCCCUCUACUUCCGGGAGCUCUGGAGUACGCGAGGUAGACGGCGAGGGAGCCGCCUCCUCUAAUGAAGCCGACGAUGCUAAGGCCGGCCAAGGGUCAAGGGCCGAAUCUUCCGGCUCCGACCAAGAUAAUUUUGCGGCUGACUAUCAGCAGCCGCCUAAGGUCGCUGAUAACCCCAAUACUAAACGGACCCGGAUGCUGCCGGGACUCCGCCAAGAGAAUUCCACGAUCCUUCUCCAAGCUGCUCAAAAGGCAAGGAGACGAUCUGGAGAAAACUCCGGCUGCGAAGGCCGCCAGAAGGACCCUCCUCCCCAGAAACAAUCUUCUGCCCAAUCCGGUCGUCCAACGACCGGGGGCAAAUCGCUUGCUGCGAUGAAAAUUCUGAGCGAAAGCUCAGAGCGCUCACAGCAGAAAGCGCCGGAUGCCUCUACGGCAUCGAAGGGUGGCGAGCCACCUAUUGUUGCAGCCGGUGCGGCAACACCUGGGGAGGAGCAGAAGCCUGCGCCCCAUCCGGAUACCCAAGAAGAAGCCCUGAAGAUGGUUGACCAGGACAAGACUCCUGCCAAAUCAGCGGCGCAACUGCGCAAGGAGGCGGCUCUUGCCAAAAAGGCAGCCGUCGAGGCAAAGGACAAGAAAGGCGGGGAGUCCGCUAAGAGAAUCCCUCGAUCAUUCUCCAAGCUUCUCAAAAGGAAGGGAGAUGGUCCGACUUCUGACCAGCCCGACCUUCCAAGCUUCGCAAAGCGGAUGGUGAGGAUCCUCACCCGGUCCGAGAAGGCAUCCAUACCUGAUCUGCAGGUUGUGGACUUUGACCGGAUAAUGGGCUCUCUGGCUGAGGAGGAGCUGAUCCGGAGUUUAACGGCUGCAAAUGAUGAAGCUAACAGCCGGGCUGAUGACCUUGACAAGCAGCUGAAAGAUGCCAAGUCUGAUCUCAAGGCAUUAGAGGAUUCUAACAAAGAGAAUGCCCAACUCCGGACUAACAAUUACCGCUUGAAGCUUGAGCUCAUGACCCUGCGCAACAAGCAGGCGGAUGAGCUGGCCCAGGAGCAGACCCGGCUGACCGAGGAGAAUGAGCGGGACAACUUUGCCCGGCUGAAGAUCACCUGGGGCCUCCUUUACCCAGAAAUAGACUUUGAAGUCUAUAAGCUGAGGUAUGAUUACGCCACUGAGGUGUAUGAUGCCCAGCAACUGGGUGAUGCUCCACCGCCUCGCUUCAAAGACUGGGCUUCUGAGCAGGGAUAUGAAGUCUCUGAUGAUGAUGAGGAGCAGGCGGAUGAUCAGCAGAAGGGCCAAGCCAACUAA